AUGAAACUAAACUUAUUGAACAUAGUCUGUUUUUUGCUUUUUUCUGUUAAUUUAGUCCUAGGCGAUUGGCAAUAUCGCUCGAGACCAGAUUUAGCUCCUCCAACGUUGAAUAUUACGAUAUUUCCAGAUGAGGAUAUUUCUCCCGGUUAUUUGUUCCUUGCCCCAUUCAGUGGCUACUCAGAUAUUGGUACUUUUCACGGGCCACGCCAGGCUGCUCCUUAUAUAUUUACAAGUCAAGGGGAAUUAGUUUGGUCUGGAUUUAGUUAUUUUUCUAUUUGGGCAACAAAUUUCCAAGCAGGUAAAUUUGAUGGAAAAGAUAUCUUAUUCUCUUUUGAGGGGUCCCAUAAUCCACUGUAUGGACAUGGGCAUGGGCAUAUAACGUUUUUAAACCAAAAUUACGAAACUAUUAAAGAAUUAAGAGCAGGGAAUCAUAAAAUUAUUGAUAAGCAUGAAUUCCAUAUAAUUAACGAGACAACAGGGCUAGUACAGAUUUACCAACCAGUGCCCAAAGAUUUGGCACCAUAUGGGGGAACCUCGGAACAACAAUGGAUAGUUGAUGCUAUCUUUCAAGAAUUGGAUAUAAAUACGGGAGAGGUCAUUUUUGAAUGGUCUUCAUUGCAGCAUGUUUCACCAGAUGAGUCAGUAUUGUCUAUUAACGAAGGAAAGGCUGGCUCAGGCUUCAAUUCAAGCGACGCUUGGGAUUUUUUCCACAUUAAUUCGGUAGAUAAGGAUGAGCAUGGUGACUACCUAAUAUCUGCAAGAGAUGCAGCUUCAUUAUACAAGAUAGAUGGCAAUACUGGAGAAAUCAUUUGGAAAUUAGGAGGAUUGACCGGAAUUACAAGCUCUGAUUUCAAACACGAUAAAAACUUGACAUUUUCAUUUCAACAUCAUGCUAGAUAUUUAUCAACUUCUGAGGACGGAACUAAGCAAUUAAUAUCAUUUUAUGAUAACUCGGCCCAUGGUACAGAGAACAAAGAUGGUGGCGUGGUUCAAUAUAAUAAACAUUCUAGUGGGAAAAUUGUAGAAGUAGAUACAAAAAACUGGCAUGCCAAGUUAGUUUUUAAUGGUAUUUCACCAGACAAGUUGUUAUCAAAAUCUCAAGGCUCUACCCAAGUUCUACCAAAUGGAAAUGUUUUAGUGAACUGGGGAUCGGAGGGUGCAAUCACGGAAUUUAAAGACGAAAAGCCAAUAUUCAAUGCGUUUGUUGAUUCAGGCCAGUUGGGUAUUCAUGCGGAAAACUACCGUGCUUUAAAAUCGAACUGGACUGGUAAACCAAAUGAAAAAAUUGCUUUGCUUGGUGAAUAUACAGACGACGGAUCAACAAAUAUAUAUGUUAGCUGGAAUGGAGAUACUGAAACAAAGAAAUGGAAAUUCUAUUCUAUUGAAGACAAUGGCACUAGAAGGUAUAUUGGAGAAACCUUAAAAACAGGGUUUGAGAGCCUCAAAAUAUUUGACACUGUGUUUGGAAGAGUUUUGGUGGAAGCAUACGACUCCGAUGAUACUCUAUUAUCUAAGUCUGACCCUGUGUAUACAGAAGCACAAAUUUUAGAGGCGAAAGGUAUCAAGAAACGCCCAAAAUAUGUAGAUGGACGAUAUCAGCCAUAUAUUUUCAACAUCAUUGCAAGAUUAACUUCUAUUACUAUUUGA
Debaryomyces tyrocola is the source of this 1647-nucleotide messenger RNA. The record is from the annotation of a GenBank genome assembly. NCBI's taxonomy places the organism in Eukaryota, Fungi, Ascomycota, Pichiomycetes, Serinales, Debaryomycetaceae.